UCCCUAGCACCAUCCUAAACCCUGUUUACCCCAGAAACCUGAACUGUGGACAGACAGAAGAGGAGAGAGAGAGAGAAAAUUCAGACACAAUAAAACUCUGAGGGGAAAAAUAUGUGGAAGGAGGAGGCAGCAGCGGCCUGGGGAAGGGAUUGAAAAGUUUCCCCUGGCUUAACUUCUCCCCCCCUGCAGCAGCAGAAGCAGCGCCAGCAGCACAAGCUGAGCAGGUGAGCAGGUCAUGGCACGCCUAACGAAGAGACGACAGGCAGACACAAAGGCAAUCCAGCACCUUUGGGCAGCUAUAGAAAUAAUCCGGAACCAGAAGCAAAUUGCAAACAUUGACCGCAUUACAAAGUACAUGUCUCGAGUCCAUGGUAUGCAUCCAAAAGAAACCACACGUCAGCUGAGUUUAGCAGUCAAGGAUGGUCUCAUUGUGGAAACCCUGACCGUGGGGUGUAAAGGGUCAAAAGCUGGUAUUGAGCAAGAAGGAUAUUGGUUGCCAGGAGAUGAGAUUGCCUACGGUAUGCAGCCUUUUUCCCAGACAGCAGCAAAAAACAAGGACUGGGAAACAGAAAAUCAUGACUGGUAUUGUUUUGAAUGCCAUUUGCCUGGAGAGGUGUUGAUAUGUGACCUGUGUUUUCGUGUGUAUCAUUCCAAGUGUUUGUCUGAUGAGUUCAGGCUUAGAGACAGCAGUAGUCACUGGCAGUGCCCAGUUUGCAGGAGUAUCAAGAAGAAAAACACGAGUAAGCAAGAGAUGAGCACAUACCUGCGGUUCAUCGUGUCCCGGAUGAAGGAGCGGGCUAUAGAUCUAAACAAGAAAGGGAAGGACAACAAACACCCAAUGUAUCGAAGGCUGGUGCACUCAGCUGUUGAUGUUCCUACUAUACAGGAGAAAGUAAAUGAAGGAAAGUACAGGAGUUAUGAGGAGUUCAAAGCAGAUGCUCAGCUGCUUCUACACAACACAGUGAUUUUCUAUGGAGCGGACAGUGAACAAGCUGAUAUAGCAAGGAUGCUUUACAAAGACACCUGCCAUGAACUGGAUGAACUGCAGCUUUGCAAGAACUGUUUCUAUUUGUCAAAUGCACGACCUGACAAUUGGUUCUGCUAUCCUUGUAUACCUAAUCAUGAGUUGGUUUGGGCCAAAAUGAAAGGCUUUGGGUUUUGGCCAGCCAAAGUCAUGCAGAAAGAGGACAAUCAAGUUGAUGUUCGCUUUUUUGGCCAUCACCACCAAAGGGCCUGGAUCCCCUCUGAAAACAUUCAAGACAUCACAGUGAACAUCCACCGGCUGCACGUGAAGCGCAGCAUGGGCUGGAAGAAGGCCUGUGAUGAGCUGGAGCUGCACCAGCGCUUCCUCCGCGAGGGAAGAUUCUGGAAAUCAAAGAAUGAGGACAAAGGGGAAGAGGAGGCAGAGUCCAGCAUCUCUUCCACUAGCAACGAGCAACUGAAGGUUACUCAGGAACCACGAGCAAAGAAAGGACGACGUAACCAGAGUAUGGAACUCAAGAAAGAAGAGCCAGAACCUGAAACUGAAGCAGUAAGUUCAAGCCAGGAAAUUCCCACAAUGCCUCAGCCCAUUGAAAAAGUUUCAGUCUCAACUCAGACCAAGAAGUUAAGUGCCUCUUCUCCAAAAAUGGUGCAUCGGAGCAUCCAGACCAGUAAUGAUGGAGUGUGUCAGAACAUGUGCCAUGACAAAUACACCAAAAUCUUUAAUGAUUUCAAGGACAGGAUGAAAGCUGAUCACAAAAGAGAAACUGAGAGAGUCGUGCGAGAGGCAGUGGAAAAGCUGCGCACGGAGAUGGAGGAGGAGAAAAGGCAGGCUGUGAACAAAGCUGUGGCCAACGCACAAGGAGAGAUGGACAGAAAGUGUAAGCAGGUAAAGGAGAAGUGCAAAGAAGAGUUUCUAGAAGAAAUUAAGAAGCUAGCAGGUCAGCACAAGCAACUGAUUUCCCAGACCAAGAAGAAGCAGUGGUGCUACAACUGUGAAGAGGAGGCCAUGUACCACUGCUGCUGGAACACCUCCUACUGCUCCAUCAAGUGUCAGCAGGAGCACUGGCAUGCCGAACACAAACGCACCUGCCGCAGGAAAAGAUGAAAGGGCUCCUCCUCCCCUAGAGCGCCACCCCAAUGAUUGCUAUUCUCAGACAGAGCGGUUUUUGUUUCCAAAAAAAAAAAAACAAAAAAAAAGCCAAAAUUGUUUAGAAUUUGCUUCCCAUUUUGCACCAGCCUUUAAACACUUUUCUUAGAAGAAAUUUUGCACAGUUGUUUCAGUCUUCUGUUAGAAACGCUCCUCCAAAAUUUUGUUGGCAAAAUAAUUGAACAUCUGUUGGAGCAGGUUACUUCAAAUAAUUUUAAACUAGAGGAUUUGUUGCAUUUUCAGCAAAUUUUAAGACAUUUUUAGGUUUUACAGAGAUUUUAAUCUUUAAAAACAGCAGAUCUAAAAACAAAAAAGUGAUGCAAGUUUAACAAAAGUUAAAAGUUUAACAUGUUUAAAAAACAUUUAAAAACUAGUUCUGAAUGUAAGAAGUACAGAACUGUUUCAGAAAAACGAGGCAUACUACCUUGAUGUAACGUUUAUUUCUUAACCUUGUUGAGCUGGUUUUGUUCAGCUUAAUUUUACUGUUUAAAGGCAUUAUCUAUUGGUUAUACCAGUGGGUACAUGAUUGAAUUUAGGGAACAGGGUUGACACAGCAGGUGCUAGUCCUGCAUAUUUUUUCUUAAAUAUUUCCCAACUGUGUUUUAUUUUCAUUAUUUCUUUUCAAUAUAUAACUUUUAUAACAAAAUAUUAGCUUUGAUCUUGUAGUUUAAAAUCACAGGGAACUGGGGUAAUCUUUUACUGAGCUGGAUCUUAGAGAAAAAUGAAUAUUUAAAUUUUGAAGUUUGCACAUUUCGUCUUUGUUCUAACAUGAGUGCUUAUAACAAGAAUAAGAAAAACCAAAAAAAAAAAAAAGAAAAAAACAACAGACAAACAAAAAACCCAACUACCUUUAUUCAUACUUGUAAUUUUGAGGCAUACAAAUUACUUUAUUGCUCCCCCCUUCAGCCUCCCCAAUUCAAUGUCAUUUGACCACCUCUGAUCUGGUGUCACCUGGUCCAUUGUAACUGAUAAUAAAAGGAGAAAAAGCACUUAAGUUUCACAGAAGCCGUUAUGUUUGUAGUAAUGGGUCAUUGCCUAAUAAUGAGCUCCAUCACUGUACUCAGAAUGAAGAAUAAUGCAUGUUAAUUUUCUUGUAUUAAAGAUGCCGUGAUUUGUAAAAAGUCUGUAUUUUGCGGAAUGUCUGGAUUAAGAAGCAUUACCAAUAGGAAUGGAUCGAUAGUUGACAAAUGAUUUUCUUUUUGUUUGUUUUAUAUAUAGAUAUAUGAAUUGCAUCCAUGUUCAGAGACAAUUUUUUAAAUAGAUGUAAAGCUUACUUAAAUAGCUUUUCUUUUAAAGUGUCUCCACAUUUUAGUUUCUUUCAAAGAUUGGUCUUAGACUGAGUCAUAUGCCCAUUAAUCAUCCAGCUAUUUUUUGAGAAGUUAGAGGAAUAAUUUGUAAAUAUUUAUUUAGAUCUUUGAUAUUUAUUGAAAGCAAUUACAUGAUGGAACGAUGGAAGCUGAAGAAUCAGGAGGAAAGCCUUUUAAAAAGUUUUCUCUAGGAUUUGUCAGGGUCAUUGUAAAGACAAAAAUAUAACUAAGACUUCUGUGAACUACCACUGAAAUUCUGACCUUUUUUACUUACAGUGGUGAUAUACGUUAAUUGACUAGAUACUGCCAAAUAAUGCCCAAUAUGUUGCAGAAAUUAAGUGGCAAGUCGAUUGGAAAAAAUAGUAAGUAGAUGGUAACUUGUAUUACCACAGCUGCAUUAUUGCCUGAUAAAUGUGUAAUUAACUUUUGUCGCCUCUGUGUUGUGACUGUAAAACACUUCACAACUAAAACUCAAUCUUGUUCGAUUACUUUACAAGUUCCAAAACUUCGAUCCACCCCUAUGAAAGCAAGUAUUGUGGAAAUAUUUUUGGUGUAAAAUCAUUCCAGAAUAUGUAAUAUUUAACUGAUAGCUGCAUGAAAGUAAGAUUCGUGUUACUUUGGCUUUUUUGUCUCUGUUGACACGGUUGCACAUUUCCAAGUUACUACAGCGUGAAAACUGUGUGUUUUAAAGAAAAAAAAAAAAAAACAAAACAAAAAAAAAAGAUUGUGGCCUGGUUUUGUAUAAGUUUUAGGUAAAAUUACAAUUGAUUGUUUUAGGAACCAUGAUUUAAAAUUAAUUUUUUUCUGCAAAUCAUAAAGCUAUAUUAAAGUGUUGAGCUUAGCCACUAUGCACAUUGUAAUUAUUCAUUGUGGCUGUCCAGUUUAUGAUGCAUUCUGGCAUUUUGUAAGCUGCUCUGACUAGCAAUAUAUAGAGUCAUUUAAUGUGUUAACAUUGGUUAAUAAAUGUAUUUAAAAAAAAACCCUCA
Melospiza melodia melodia is the source of this 4424-nucleotide messenger RNA. RefSeq names its product zinc finger MYND-type containing 11 (gene ZMYND11). NCBI's taxonomy places the organism in Eukaryota, Metazoa, Chordata, Aves, Passeriformes, Passerellidae. Bases 236 to 2089 code for a protein of 617 amino acids. The transcript is spliced from 16 exons. Gene Ontology annotation, biological process: regulation of signal transduction; regulation of transcription elongation by RNA polymerase II. Gene Ontology annotation, cellular component: nucleus. The record is from RefSeq and is a predicted model, not a curated record. Gene Ontology annotation, molecular function: transcription corepressor activity; DNA binding.